AUGUAUCUCAAGUUAUUGGUUAUUUUACUCUUUGCACCGUUUGUCUUGGCUGAUGACUGGGAAGACUUUACGAACAACCUCGCAACGGACCUGGCGCCCCUGAUCACUCUUUUCGGUGAACGUCUGACCAAACAAUUCCUCUCGGAAUCAAUCAGUCUUUUGGACAAUGUCAUCUUUGCACUGUCACCACUUGGGGUGUUGACCGCGGCCGUGUCCGUGAUUAGGGUUUGCGGUAGUUCGUCUCUUCGCGCAUUUGUUGGCCGAGCACAAGAGGGCCCAGCCGAAGCUGAGAACGAGAUUUUACCAUGCGUGUCAGGGUCUACAGCCGAGCUCUUCAACGAGGGCGGUAUAUCUCGAGUAUUUGGACGGCCUAAGAUCCUUGAGAUCGUUGCGUGGGAGGAGGGCUCCAAAGCCGGGGAGAAAACACUAAUGAUUGGGACAUUGCGCGAUGCGCUUAGGGAAAACGCAUGGUCGAUUAAGAACCCCGAAAUUUCUCCGAAGGAUAUAGAUGAAUUUUUGGAGCUGCCUGAGCUGGAAAUCCCAAACCUAUCGUUGAAUAAAGGGAUAAAAAGGCAGCAUCAACUUUGGUUUCGCUGUGUUGCUAUUAUCGGAACCGUACUUCAAACAGGUGUGGUUGUCUAUGCUGCAAUCACGGUCUUUAUAUUCCCCGGGUCUUUCAAGAAGGAUGGGAAAGCUGUUCCCAGCUAUGCCUUUCCACUUUAUAUUACUGGCACGAGCUUCCUGUUCCUGGGGAUGCUCUAUUGCGCAAUCAUCAUUCAGCGCUCCUCGAAAAACUAUAAGUUCAUGCCCGAGAAGCCAAGUAAGCUCUAUUGGUUACAGCCCGGAAACCAAAACGUCGGUGAUCAAGUUUUCAGAGCAUUUCUGGCAUCUGAAGAAGAGCAGUACUCGAAACUGGCAACAUCAGCAGCACCUUAUAUCAAGUCAAUGAGGUUUCACAGAAAUCCCGACAGGUACAUGCAAGUCUACUUGGCUCUUUUCUUCACAGUGACCGGAUAUAUUUUUCAAUUUAUAGGGCUGAGAGGACUUCAUGCAUCUGUCAUCCUGGCCCAAUUGGGGUCAACAUUUGUCAUGGCUGUGUUACGAACUUUCCUUCGGACUGAGAGGAUGACCCCGGAAGAGAACAAAUUACUGGCUGAACGAGACCUCGUAUGUCACAAACAGCAGGAGCUUGACUAUUUUGCUUUUCAUUUUGAGGGCGUCGAUUCUUUGAGGUUGGUGUCGCCUCCAACACCUCCAGACACAUCAGCAGAUGAUUCAUCAGCAACUACUACACAACAACCUGAGGACCCUCUCGUUAGUAAAGUAAUUCAGAGAAGAGCUCGACUCGCAGAAAUGACUCACAGCUCAGAUGACAAUUUGCAUCUGGGCUGGGACAAUAUCGCCGCUCGUGAGCAGGCCCAACGCCUCGCUAAAACGAUAGAGGCAACGAUGGACUCAAUGUCGAGCUGGGGCCAAGACUUUGGAAAAUUAUUUCAAUUCAAUCUCACUUUCGAGUGCAAAUUAUCACCUCCAAAGUCUACAACUUCAACCCAAGGAACCUUUCCAAUCAACCUACGAAGAUGCGGGGACGCCCUGCGAUGGCAAGUCAAUGCCAACGAGCUGGAAGCUAUUAUCGGCCUAUGGACAUGGUCACUAUACAAGCCAGAAGAGAAUUGGCAAAAGCCAUUGUAUCGUAUGAUUGGUUUGGAUCAUGCCGAGGCAGGCAAAGAGGAGACAUAUUUAUGCUUUCGAAAAUGGAUUUUUCGCCAAACAAAGGCAAAGCUUUUUGCCACGAGCAUGAUUGAUGCUCGACACCAGCUCUUUGGCUUCGAAUCUGACGAAUAUUCCAACGACAAAGACAUAUUGGCUGUACGAACAGAAAAUAAUCUAGAGACAAUGGUAGCCCAGGACAUUUAUAUUCAUUUUCUGGACCAAGCAAUGUCGGAUUUGGAAGAACUGGGAGGCGAUGUUGAUGUUGUAUCCGGACUUCAGAACUCCUGGUUGGCUCAGAAUAACCGCGUCAACGAGAUGGUGCAACAUUUUGAGGACUGCGACUUCGGCUCUAGAGAAGAUGCUCUUCUCUGUAUCAUACCAGUUUUGAAGAAGCAUAACAUACUACCCCCUCUUGCAGCUGAUUCCCGCAACGUGAAGAAGCGCACAGAAAAUUUUAUUGAGAAGAGGGACUGGGAAAGUGCAUUUUCCCUUAUACGUUGGCUUUGCCAGCGUACUGAAGGACCGGAAUUCGAAUAUUCGGUAUACCAACUAGGCUAUCUUUGUCAACUUGCCAUGUUGGAUGGAAACAAAUCCGCCAUGGAGUAUGGUCUAGAUCAGGCAUGUUCUCUUUUCAAAAAUGACAUUAGAGACGAUUCAUAUACACAAUGGGGGUUCUGUAAGCCUUCACAUUGGCAAAUGCCCCAACAACAUGUCGAAUGGUGGCUUUCGUUCGCUCGCCAGCUUAGCUGGACCGCCUGGACUAUUUCAACCAGCGUCGAGAAUGCAAAUUGGAUGCAGCCCAUUUUAAAGACUUACAAUGUCCCACAGACAAUCCUUGAUCCAAAGGAUAUGAGCUGCACCAACGAGGAUGCCCAGAAGGGCCUUGACGCUUUUCAGAUGUUGAUGACUGCCAAUAACUCCAUGAUUGACACUAGCCACUUGAAUUAUCGCAGUGGAGAAGCCAUGUUUUUCCAAUGGGCCCACAAAACCUCCAACUAUGCGUUGAUUUAUUUUUUCUUGAUGAGGAUGAUGAAGUUGAGCGAAGAACACCCGGCUUUGAUUGAAAUGGCCUGGACCCUCGCGUCUAGCAUACACUCAGACUGGGUUAUCGAAAUUCUUCGACGACAGAAUGCCGAUAUUGAGGCAGUUGAUGACUAUGGUGCUUCGGCUUUAGUAACUCAAGUUAGAUUGAACGAUCUAAAGGCGGUUGAGAUGCUAGUAGAUAAAGGAGCAGAUCCGAACGCAAACGACAUCCCAAAUUUUGUCAAGCCGCUGCUAGAAGCUGCCAGUGAAGGCUUCACAGAUAUCGUGGAGACUCUGUUGCAUGCCGGUGCUAAUAUCAACAUCAGGAGUUCCAUUGGUCAUACUGCAGUGCAUUUAGCGAGCAUUUAUUCCCACUUCGACACAGUCCGUUUGUUAGCUGGUCGUGGUGCGAAUAUGGACUUGUGUGGAGUUGAUGGAAAUAACCCUAUCUCCUCGGCUGUGACAAAUGAAAAAAUCGAGAUGGUAGACUUACUUGUGGACCACGGAUGCAAUACAAACUAUUUGGAUGACGCUGGUCGGACCCCGUUGAUGCUGGCAGUGUUAUGCAUGAGGGACUCGUCAAAAGGUGUUAAAAUGCUACGCUUUUUGUUGUCCAGACACGCCGACCCUAAUAUUCGAGAUCCUCAGGGAUUUACCGCUCUUGAUCUAGCUAAAGAUCGGGGGUGGCAGGAAGGAGUGAGUGUCCUAAAUACCGUGACGGGCCAAUAA
Molecule: messenger RNA, 3465 nt
Organism: Penicillium macrosclerotiorum
Lineage: Eukaryota; Fungi; Ascomycota; Eurotiomycetes; Eurotiales; Aspergillaceae
Product: ankyrin repeat domain-containing protein
Exons: 3
Coding region: 1-3465 (1154 amino acids)
Molecular function (GO): protein binding
Source: RefSeq, a predicted model, not a curated record